ACGUAAAAUACAACAAGAUACUAAACUAAAAAGUGCGAGUACAUAUUUUUGGCGAAUUUUUGAGGUCAUGGAACAUGAAACAACCACGGAUUUGAAGUUCAAUAUCAGGAUCAAUGAAUAUUCCCACUCCACCACAACGUCUUGGCUAUUAUUACGUUAGUUAUAUAAAACACUCGUGCACUGUAUUUAUGCGGUGCAUGUGAUGUUGCUCCGGCCACUGGACAUUAUCAAUAACGAGUGUUUCGUGUUGUGCACGUAGUUAAUUUCAAAAAGAAAAGACCAUCACGUCAGGAAGUUUUCUUUUUCAAAUAACUAUGAGUCCAAAACUAGACAGCGUUAUUAACAUUGAUAACAACAUUAUAGAUGUGUACAAAUGGUCUAUACCAAGACCAUCAUUUUCAUCAUCAGGACAAGAAGAUUCCAGUGACAAAUCACAGCCAGACUCAUCUACAUCGCCUAAUCAAUUGAGCAUUAAGAGUAAAUCAUCCACAACUAAGUUACUACUGUGUGCUGAAAAUUUAAACGCUCAUAACAAAUAUAUUGAUCGUGACAAUGACUUGGAUACUUUAUCAGUAGCAUCAUCUAACCAUUUUACAAUCGUCAAUGGUAUGGGAGGACAUAAACGAAAUAAGUCUAUUAAACCUAUCCAAUGUUGCUGUGAACGGCAUCAGCUUACAGUAUUAGUCAUUUCUAUGACAAUAGUUCUCUUCCUAACCAUUGUUUACUGCGUUUACUACGUACACAGACGUGCAAUCGAGUGUACAAAUAACUAUGCUUAAUACCAGUCAAACAAGUGUUUAAGUACAAGAUUCUAAAUAAUUAUUGACUACCCAAAUGGAUAGUAAAUUGUAUUAUUACAAGUCAUA
Messenger RNA from Sipha flava (yellow sugarcane aphid), 866 nucleotides. RefSeq lists its product as uncharacterized. The transcript is spliced from 4 exons. The coding region runs from base 315 to 779 and encodes 154 amino acids. The record is from RefSeq and is a predicted model, not a curated record. NCBI's taxonomy places the organism in Eukaryota, Metazoa, Arthropoda, Insecta, Hemiptera, Aphididae.